CCUGAUUCGCACCCCUUCUACAGAUAUUCGAUAUUCCAAACUUAUUAGUUACAUCGAAUUAUUUAGUAUUGUCGCGUUGCAAGGUUUCGCCUUUGGAUUUCUCCUCUCCUCCCCCACAUCAAUCUCAAAUAAGUAUUAUAUCUCCUUUUCUCCUACAACAGGUAUACCACUAAGAUAUAUCUUACGGGUUCUCUCGUGGUUUACCUUUGAUACACUUUUAUGUAAACAUUAGGCACUUACUCUAACCAUCCGUCAUCAUGUAUCCUCCUCCACGAACCCCCUCCCCCAAGCCUGAGAGUCCGUUAGAGAUCCCAAGUUACAUCACUCAGCUCCGUGCCCUUUCUUUGGAUGACAACGAUGAAGAAUUUGAUCAUGGAAACCUAGAGCCGGCCUCACCUGCCAGCCGUGCUCUACUGAGUCGCCACUACGAGGGAAUCCGAAUUCGAGGUGACAACAGUCCUCAUCGCCAUGAAGAACUCUCGCCUUUCGACUCGCCUACAGCCACCUCUGGAAACAGUUCUGCUUUCCCGGGAUGCCUUGAGCAGGAGCAAACGGGAUCUACUUAUCCCUUUAGUUUCAUACCCACCAUCCGUAUCACGUCGCCCGCGUCGCCCUCUCCCCCUAAGCGUGGUGGAAGUCGUCGGUCUCACCUCAACUCGAUCCUUCCUUACAACAAUUCCAUGGAUGCCCGCAAUGAGGACCCAGCACGACGAGUCCUGGAAAAUGAGUUCUACGAUCUUGAAUCCGUCGACUCCGCUACGGGCCAUACUCACAGCCUCAAUAACCCGUUGGGUACCCAAAUCCCGGGUAGAGAUACCUCACAAGAACACACGCGCAGUUUUACUGAGAAUCGAAAUGUGCGUCUCUAUGGCGAUGCUAAGAUCCGCCAUGACAAUCCAAGUGGUAAUGAAUCGGUUGCCCGUUCAAAGGAGUGGAGCAAGGGUGGUCAAAGCCCAGUCCGUCAGGAGCAACUCAACGAGCGUACAGAGAAGAUAUCCCCAAGCCCUGGAAAUGGCGGUUUCGUCAACUAUAAGUACCCUCGUUACCCACCGCUUGUUCACCCUUUGCGAGCUCACCCUGUGAGCCUUCCGCCUGGAGCCCCUCCGCAGCAUAGCGCCAGAGACGAAGAUGAACCAAAAUAG
Messenger RNA from Daldinia caldariorum, 1142 nucleotides. RefSeq lists its product as uncharacterized. NCBI's taxonomy places the organism in Eukaryota, Fungi, Ascomycota, Sordariomycetes, Xylariales, Hypoxylaceae. The transcript has a single exon. The coding region runs from base 258 to 1142 and encodes 294 amino acids. The record is from RefSeq and is a predicted model, not a curated record.